Molecule: messenger RNA, 2030 nt
Organism: Sander lucioperca (pikeperch)
Lineage: Eukaryota; Metazoa; Chordata; Actinopteri; Perciformes; Percidae
Product: H-2 class II histocompatibility antigen, A-U alpha chain-like
Exons: 4
Coding region: 365-1099 (244 amino acids)
Biological process (GO): immunoglobulin production involved in immunoglobulin-mediated immune response; positive regulation of T cell activation; peptide antigen assembly with MHC class II protein complex
Cellular component (GO): MHC class II protein complex; membrane
Molecular function (GO): MHC class II protein complex binding
Source: RefSeq, a predicted model, not a curated record
UAUUUCCUUGCAAUAUACUGAAGUGCGAUAUGACAUACAGUUAACAGGGCAUUCCAUAGCUUUAAAAAAAAAAAAAAGAAACACUGUAAACUUUAUUUUAAGUGAAAAAGAUGUGUCCAAUUUAGGUUUUCUCCAGACAGGUGCAAAAAUUGUGAUUAUGAUUUUCCUCCACUAGGUGGCAGCAGUUACUCAUGCUAAAAUCAGAGCGACAUGUUUCUUCAUUGUUUUCAAGGUGGAAACAUGGAAACAUUGUUGUCACUGAAGCAUUGACUGGUUUGUGUUGUCGGGAAGUCCUCUCAGCAUGUGAAUCGUUGGUGUCAGUGAAACCUGCUCAGUUUGCAUUUUGGAGAACCAGAAAUGCAACAUGGCAAUAAAUCUGUUCCCAGUGCUGCUGAUUAUUUGUCUUCCAAAAUGGAGCCAAGGUAAACACUUGCUUCGUUUUUUGACCUUCUGUCAAAGGAAUGUGACAACUGACGGCCAGUAUGAUAUUGAAUUUGACGGCGAUCAGCUCCUCUACGUUGACCCGGUCACCUAUCAGACAGUUCAGCGUCUGCCAGAGUUUGCAGAGCAGUGGAUUCCUGAUCCUGAACUACCCCAAGACGCAUUCUUGUCCCUGGGUACCUGCAAGUACAACAUCCCACGAGCCAUAAAGGGAGAAAAUCAUCCUCCAGAGGCCAUAGCCAGUCCCACCUCCAUAAUCUACCCCAAGCAGGAGAUGGAACUGGAGGUCCCCAACACCCUCAUCUGCUUUGUCAACGACUUCCAUCCGCCUACAGUCACCAUCACCUGGACCAGGAAUGGCCAGCUGGUGGACCAGAGUGAGGUCAGUCAGACUCAGUACUACUCCAACAGCGACUUCAGCUUCUGCAUCUCCUCCUACCUGGACUUCACUCCGCAGGAGAACGACAUCUACUCCUGCAGCGUGGACCACAUCAGCCUGCGGGCGCCUCUCACCAAGUUCUGGGAGGUUGCCACAGUACCGACAGACCAGCAGGUUGUAGAGACAGCAGUGUGUGCUGCUGGUGUGAUCCUGGGGCUGAUUGGAGUUGUCACAGGACUCUGGUUCAUCAUGAAAGCCAACAAGUCCUGCCAGUCGUAACACGCAUUAAGACAAUUGACAUCUGAAUUUCGAUGUCAGAUGUGUGUUCACGUUAUCUUUUUCCCCGUGUGUUUUUCUUCUGGUUGCGAGGUGGAGUGAAAUGUAUUUUUAUCAUAGCUUUAUUUAUUUUUUUUAAACCUGCAAUGUUUCAUGUUGUCUGUAUCUGUAUGUUUUUCUUUCACAUGCACAACAACACUGAAUGUAAACCUGAGCUAAAACCACAUCACUUAAAGCUAUAGUUGGCAAACACGCUUUUUCGCUUUAUGGCAGAGAUUUAGAUGAGAAGAGCAAUAACACUCUCCUGUCUGUAUUCUAAAUAUAAAGCUACAGUCAUGAGAUGGUUGGCUUAGCUUAGCUCAAAGACUGGAAACAGGUGGAAAGAACUAGCCUGGCUCUGUCGAACAGCAACAAAGUCCACCUACCAGCACCUCUAAAGCUCACUAAUUAGAAAGAAAUAUUCCAGCACAUAACCCCCCAUAAAACGGAAUAUUGUUGUUUUUUACACUUUAGCUUUUUUUUUUUUAGCUAACAAGUUCAUUUUUGAGCUUAGAGGUGCCGGUGAAUUAUCCCAAAAUGUUUAACUAUUCCUUUAAGAAUUUGAGGGAUCAUUAGUUUCUAUUUCCGUUUCUAUUUAUAAAUUUGCUUGAAAAAAUGUAUGCAGUGGACUCUAUGCUUUAAAGGAGUCGAAAUUACCGACUAGUCGACUAGACAAUCGAUAGUCUAACAUGAUUGUCUUUCACUUUACAGAAGAGUGUAUUUUUUUUUUAAUAAUCUGAGAAAAUGCAUGUUUUGCCAUAUUGUAGCACAGUUUUGCUGCUUAUGUGUUUGUCAUGUACAAAUAAAGCACAUAAAGGGAAGUUGAAAAUUUCUGUUCCUGUUCUACUAUAUGUCAAAGUACAUGCAAACCACAUUAAAUGAAAGAGAACAGUUC